AUUCAUAGUCAACAAAUUCAUUAACUGGUUGGUUGAUUCGGGAAAAGUGCUGUACUGUAAAAUUAGUCUCAGCUUCCGAUUUUGGCCAACUGUCUUCCAGUGCUUCUCAGCACAGCAACACAACCGUACAGUAAGAUUAUUUUACCACACUGCUGCAAGAGGGGUGUUAUCACCACUGUGAUGAGGCUCAGUCAGGUCACCAUGUUAGUGACACCAGGUAUAGACAUAUAAUUAUAAUACAGCUCUGCAUAGAUAGCAAAUGUGAGAUGGGGACAGUUGUCUUUGUGUUUAGAGUAACUUUAGCCAGGACACCUGAGUAUUUCCAGAAGGACGGGGACUAAAUGAAGGUCUGAACCCAAGUAACAGCAAGUGCGAGAAGUGAUAAACGGGCAAAUUCUUGGAUUGUUCUCAGACUGCCUGCCCUCCUCGGGUACUUCACAAAAAGAACAAAGCAACUUGACUCACUGACUGAAAAGGACAACUGCGAUAACUGCCUGUUCGUGUAUGCGUGCACACUGCAUGUAAAUGCAAGAGUGAGCAACAGAGUGCUUGUGUGAGAGAUAAACAGAGAGAGAGAGAUAAGCAGAGCUGUACACUGCAGGCUAUGUCUAAUCUGAGUGAGGCCCACUCUUUGUUGACAGCCAGUAUUGACAUAUUCUCAGGAUUAGUAGCUCUGUCAACAUGAUGCCACUGGCUCCUUAAAAUAGAGGGAGAUGGGCAGUCAGCAAAACAAAACUGUAGUUGUGUGCCACCGUAGACUCAUAGAUUGACAUGAGUCUGACCCAGAUAGACGCAUACUGAAUCUCUUAGGGUACCACUAAAACCGCACAGUGCUUCACUGCGUCCAACUAGAGAUGACAACACCCGCAGAAAUGGCUAUGAGCAUCACUGAAGAUAUGCCUCGCCAGUUCCCGAAGGUAGUUCUGAGUGAGGCAGAAGAGGAGACACAACUGAUAGCAGAGAAAGUAUAUGCAUCAGCGCUAAAGGAAGAAGACAACAAGGAUGCCUUAUCAAUGUUCACCGUGCCUGAGGACUGUCCAAUUGGCCUCCAGCAAGCCAAGGAGCAUGAACUGCUUAAGGAGCUGGCAGAGCAACAGUCAGAGGAGAGUACCAAGAGGAAGAAAAGCUUGAAGAUGAUUCGUUCCCAGUCAAUGUCCCUGCAGAUCCCAGUGACAACAGACUGCACGCGGCCAGUGGCAGUUACACCAUUCUUGUCCCCCAGCUCCACUUGCUCAUCAGUGCCAGAAAACUGCCCUGAUUACCAGAGGGUCACUAUUAGUGGUGAUUACUGUGCUGGUAUCACAGUGGAGGACUAUGAGCAGGCAGCCAAAAGUCUGUUUAAGGCUCUGCUUAUUCGUGAGAAAUACUCAAAGCUAGCCUAUCAUAGAUUCUGUAGAACCACGGCCCAGUUCCUCCGCAGUGCUGAGAACAUGAGAUGGAGCGAAGAAGAUGAGGUUCUGCCAGAUAUGUGCCCAUAUCCAACAGAGGAGGAAGAUCCAUACAGCAUGGACAACAUCCCAGAGAAUCUGAACUAUGAACUGAAGAUGAAGGAUGGAAUAGUGUAUGUGUAUGACAAUGCCGAGAAUGCUCUGAGACAAAAACAGCCCUACGACCUUCCUUACCCAGAUUUAGAGACCUUUGCCAUAGACCUCAGUCACGUGCUGGCGAUGAUUGCAGAUGGGCCGACGAAGACCUACUGUCACAGACGGCUAAAUUUCUUGAGUUCGAAGUUUUACCUUCAUGAGAUGCUCAAUGAGAUGGCUGAGUUAAAGGAACUGAAACGUGUCCCUCACAGAGAUUUCUACAAUGUUAGAAAGGUGGAUACGCAUAUUCAUGCAGCUGCCUGCAUGUCUCAGAAACACCUGCUGACCUUCAUCCAGAAAACAUACAAGACUGAUGCAAACCGUGUGGUGUUGGAGAAGGCCGGACAAAAACUGACUCUCCAGCAGGUUUUCCACAACCUCAAUAAGGACCCCUAUGACCUCACUGUGGACUCUCUAGAUGUUCAUGCCGGGAGACACACCUUCCAUCGGUUUGACAAGUUCAAUUCCAAGUAUAACCCAGUGGGAGCCAGUGAACUUCGAGAAAUCUUCCUGAAAACAGACAACCUAAUUAAUGGAGAAUAUUUUGCUCGCAUCAUAAAGGAAGUGGCCCAUGACCUGGAGGAGAGUAAGUACCAGCAUGCGGAGCCACGCCUUUCCAUCUAUGGACGCUCUCCAGAGGAGUGGAACUGUCUGUCUAAGUGGUUUAUUCACCACAAAGUACACUCUCCAAACAUGAGGUGGAUGAUUCAAGUGCCCAGAAUAUAUGACAUUUUCAAGUCAAAGAAGCUGGUAUCUAAUUUUGCAAAGAUGCUAGAGAACAUAUUCCUUCCUCUGUUUGAGGCCACUGUCAACCCACAGAAGCACAAAGAACUUCAUGUUUUCCUCAAAUAUGUGUCUGGCUUUGACAGUGUGGACGAUGAAUCCAAGCACAGUGAUCACAUGUUCUCCUUCAGGAGCCCAAAGCCAGAACAGUGGACUGCAGAUGACAACCCUCCCUACAGCUACUACCUCUUCCACAUGUAUGCAAACAUCAUGGUCCUCAACAACCUCAGAAAAGAGCGUGGACUGAGCACCUUCCAGUUCCGUCCCCAUUGUGGAGAAGCUGGAUCAAUCACUCAUUUGGUCUCCGCCUUUCUCACAUCGGACAACAUCUCACAUGGACUCAAUUUAAAGAAGAGUCCUGUGCUGCAGUACCUAUACUACCUAGCCCAGGUGCCAAUUGCCAUGUCUCCGCUCAGCAACAACAGUCUCUUCCUGGAAUACUCUAAAAAUCCUCUCAAAGAGUUCCUGCACAAAGGCCUGUGUGUGUCCCUGUCCACAGAUGAUCCCAUGCAGUUUCACUACACCAAGGAACCACUGAUGGAAGAGUACGCUAUCGCAGCUCAGCUGUGGAAGCUCAGCACCUGUGAUGUGUGUGAGUUAGCCAGGAACAGUGUGCAGCAAAGUGGACUGUCGCACCAGGAUAAGAUGCACUUCUUAGGGGUGAACUAUUUGAAAGAUGGACCCGAAGGAAACGAUAUCCGUCGGACCAACGUCGCCCAGAUUCGCAUGGCCUACAGACACGAGACACUGUGCAAUGAACUUAGCUUCAUAGUGGAUGCAGUGAGGUCUGAAGCUAUGGAUGAGUAAACAGACCUCUCAUUAGACAGAAUCCAAGCAUGAUGAGCUCUCAUCACCUUUUACCUUUAUUUUGAAAAGUGCCAGUGAGUGAAAACUACAAUAUCCUGCCAAUUAAAAGGCAAUGCUUAGCUGGUGACAAGUUGGUAACAAAGGAGUUUGGUAAAAUGAAGACACUUUGGAAGAUUGAUGGCACUUUGGCUCUUAAAGGUUUAGGCCUAACCUGUGGAGAGCCAACAUGUGUGAAGUAGAUUCACAUGCUUGUCAUUACACAAAACCUACUAUGUAUAAACAAUUGUACCUCACACUCCAUUUGGUGCCGGGGUAUGUCAUAAAGUUGAAGUUUUACUGUAUAAACUGUACAUCGGACAUGAGAACACUUAUGGUUUAGAGUGUUAGUUCAGACCACUGAUACAAGAUGAAUGAAAUCUGUGACAUUCCCUGUGCCUCUCCCUUAAAUAGCUUUCAGUGAGUUUUUGGAAAGAAAUACGUAUAU
Molecule: messenger RNA, 3657 nt
Organism: Larimichthys crocea (large yellow croaker)
Lineage: Eukaryota; Metazoa; Chordata; Actinopteri; Sciaenidae
Gene: ampd3a
Product: adenosine monophosphate deaminase 3a
Exons: 15
Coding region: 855-3173 (772 amino acids)
Biological process (GO): IMP salvage; AMP metabolic process
Cellular component (GO): cytosol
Molecular function (GO): AMP deaminase activity
Source: RefSeq, a predicted model, not a curated record